This is a messenger RNA of Eublepharis macularius, 1278 nucleotides long. Its product is annotated as cytochrome P450 4B1-like. Lineage: Eukaryota; Metazoa; Chordata; Lepidosauria; Squamata; Eublepharidae. Gene Ontology annotation, molecular function: monooxygenase activity; iron ion binding; heme binding. The transcript has 9 exons. The coding region runs from base 1 to 1272 and encodes 423 amino acids. The record is from RefSeq and is a predicted model, not a curated record.
AUGCGUGAUGACGUCACUUACAUAAGUGACAUCAUCACGCAUAUGCGUGAUGACGGCACUUCUGGGACUGGCAUCGCCACACACACAGGAGAAAGGGUGCUUGUGUCCCCUUUCUCCUGGCUGCCACCGCUGCAGCUUGCUUGCAGUGGCAGCAGCAGCAACUGCGAGAGCGGCUUGCUGCCGCUGCGCUGGCAAAAGCAGCCUGCAGUGGUGAGAGCAAGCAGCAGUGGCAGCGGGAGGGAUAAUCCUUAUAUUAAAACCGUCUAUGAUCUCAGCUUCCUCAGUGUUGAGAGACUGAAGAUACCUCUAUACCAGAAUGAUUUCUUUUACCAGCUAAGUUCUCAAGGACAUCAGUUCCAUAAAGCCUGUAGAUUAGCUCAUCUCCACACAGAUAGUGUCAUUAGAGAGAGAAAGGAGUUCCUCAAGAAUGAGCAAGAACUUGAGAAGAUCCUGAAGAAGAGGCGCCUGGACUUUUUAGACAUCCUUCUUUGUGCCAAGGAUGAAAAGGGAAAUCUGAUGUCUGAUGAAGACCUACGUGCUGAGGUGGACACUUUCAUGUUUGAGGGUCACGAUACUACUGCCAGUGGGAUCUCCUGGCUGUUCUACUGCAUGGCUCAAAACCCUAAACAUCAACAAAGAUGCAGGGAGGAGAUAAAGGAGCGCCUUGGACAGGGAAAGACUAUCCAAUGGGAUGACCUGGGGAAGAUGACAUACACUACCAUGUGUAUUAAAGAGAGUCUUCGGCUAUACCCUCCAGUUCCUUUAAUAUCUCGAAUAUUGAACUCACCAAUAACAUUUGAUGAUGGACGCACCUUACCAUCAGGUUCCCUAGUUGGAUUGAAUAUACCUGGCCUCCACAGAAACCCUGAAGCAUGGAACCAUCCUGAUGUCUUUGAACCCCUGAGGUUUUCCCCAGAAAACUCAUCUGGUCGCCAUCCAUUUGCUUUCCUGCCUUUUUCUGCUGGUCCAAGGAACUGCAUUGGACAACAGUUUGCUAUGAUGGAGAUGAAAGUAGCUCUGGCCUUGACUUUGCUCCAGUUUGAACUCCUACCAGACCCAGCAAAUCCUCCAGUUCCUGUUGUUCAGCUUGUUAUGCGCUCCAAGAAUGGGAUACACCUCAGCUUUCGAGGCCAUUGCCCCCAAACUCAGUUGAUGAACAAUGGCACAGAAGGACUACAACAGGCCUGUCAGAGUUGGUGUCAUGAGUUCCAGCUUUUCUCGAAUUUUCUGGAGGCCCAUUGCCCUGGAUAUGUUACAAAUAUUAUGACAUAGCCCACU